UCUUGGGAAACAGCAUGGUACAUAUAUGGGAGAAGUGGUGCAAGAAUACGUUGUUUAGCGCUCCGUCAUAUGUGGACAGUUAAUUGGUACAGGUUGGUUUACUGACUAUGGAACUUGGUUGGCCUGUUGGUUACUGGAGUCGGUAUUCCCCCUUGGUGUGCUUUUGGCAUUUGCGAGUUCAUUCAUCUUUUAUCUCCAUGUCUGGUAACUUGGUCUCUGUGACGGUUUCCUUGCAUUUGUUCCAUGUUUUCACUUUUGGAUAUUUCAUUGGCAUUUACGGCCUUGUUCUUUUUCUUGGUUGGGGUUUGUAUUUACGUGCUUGUGAGUGUAUGUCUCGGGCUCUUGUUUCCAGCUCAUUCGGGAAGGUUUCUGGUGUUACAUGUCAUCGUUCGGGUCUGGUUGUGAGUUUUGCCAAAGCAUGCGAUUCUUUAAUUUGCGAUAGGUAUGGGCACCAAAAGGUUGAGUUUCUCUUUUUUUUUCUUCUGUCACCUUGGUUCUUCUUAACUUGGAGCAUGGGCAUCGGAACAUAAGGGGAGCAGGGAAACAUAAAAAGAGUUAUCGGAGUCUGAUCUGCACUUAGGUUCUGGUAUGUCAUUUUGGAUUUUCAUAUCGAUUUUGGUUUCCCACUGGUUUUGUCUUGUGUUCUGUUUUCAUAUAUUUAUUCUCCAAUCCAUUCGAUCCUUCUCUUUAUAUGCAGGUCUGGUUUUCUAAUUGGCAUAUCUCAUGAUACGAAGUCACGUCUCCCAUACAUUUAAUCUGAGGUUCCGGCAUCAAGUUAUAGUAGACACAA
Messenger RNA from Aspergillus pseudotamarii, 790 nucleotides. RefSeq lists its product as uncharacterized. The coding region runs from base 108 to 530 and encodes 140 amino acids. Lineage: Eukaryota; Fungi; Ascomycota; Eurotiomycetes; Eurotiales; Aspergillaceae. The record is from RefSeq and is a predicted model, not a curated record. The transcript has a single exon.